AUGGACGCCCAGACCACAACGGCCGAACCGCAACAUCCUUAUCCCUCCAGUCCUUGGACCUCUGCCUCGACGAUAUCAUCGAGCACAACGUAUCCGACGACACCAUCGGCGACGAGUACGCACAGCGCUUCCGCCGCUGAGGGCUAUUUCUUCCAAGAUACGCCCGCCACACAAUUCCACACUCGGCUCGACUUCUGGCCAUUACUCCUCCCUCAGCAAUCAAACAUAUACCACGCUCAACUCCUCCACUACAAUAAGCUCAUCUCCCCCUCCCGCGGCGGCGGCCUGCAGACACCGCCACUCCCUCCCGUCAUCUCUGCUCCUUACAUCCAGGCGGCGCCACGGUCGCGAUCUUCUAGCAAGGUGUCGCCGAAGGACGCCUCCGCCGGCAAGGGGAGCACAGCUGGAGGCCAUGGGAGCAGGUCACACCAGAAUUUAGACAAGAGUCGCUCGGUUGUAUCCUCCAAGGAGGUUCCGCCCAAAAUGCCUUCCAAGCAGGCCGCCGACUCAUCGAGGCCUUUACCCCGACGAUCCGCACCCUCGGCUCAGUCCCACUCUAGUUCAGUGCCCUCGACGCCUCACCAGCACGCUCGGCAAUUUUCGUUUGAGGACCGCGAACCGUCGCCUACCGGCACGAAUAACCACUCCCCGCGAUCGGCUUAUUCUGAGACAAAUAGUACAUUACCUGCGCUUCGGCCUUUGCCACCGCGAUUAGGAGGCUGCAAAUACGAGACUGCCCAGAUCAAUUCCAGAAGGAGAAUACCGUACUCGGUCGGCAAUGAUCGUCUGGAAAAGCUGGACUUGCGGACGGUCAAGGCCAAGUUGACCGAGGACGAGGAGCGAAAGUUGGCCACAGAUAUGAGAGAGGUUUUUGACCAAUUAUUGCCCACCGCCGCUGUCGAAGAAAACCGAAAGAAACUAGUGUCGAAGCUUGAAAAGAUCUUCAAUGACGAGUGGCCCGGACAUGACAUUCGGGUGAAUCUCUUUGGUUCCUCUGGAAAUCUUCUUUGUUCAGAUGAUUCCGAUGUGGACAUUUGCAUCACAACAUCGUGGCACGAACUAGAGGGUGUCUGCAUGAUCGCCAACCUGCUAGCGAAACGAGGAAUGGAAAAGGUUGUUUGUAUUUCAGCCGCCAAGGUACCCAUUGUCAAGAUAUGGGACCCUGAAUUGGGCCUUGCGUGCGACAUGAAUGUCAACAACACCCUUGCACUCGAGAACACGCGCAUGGUUCGAACGUAUAUCGAUAUUGACCCACGAGUUCGCGAGCUUGCCAUGAUUAUAAAAUAUUGGACACGGAGGAGAAUAGUCAAUGAUGCGGCAUUUGGUGGCACAUUGAGUUCGUACACGUGGAUUUGCUUGAUAAUUACGUUCCUGCAGCUGCGCAACCCGCCCGUCCUCCCUUGUUUGCAUCAGUCGCCACACAAGUUACCCAAGCCCGACGGUACGCUUCCCGAUUUCGCCGACGAUAUUGAUAAGCUGGCUGGUUUUGGAAGCAAGAACAAGUCAUCCACUGCCGAGCUCUUGUUCCAGUUCUUUCGCUUUUACGCACACGAGUUUGACUACGAUAAGCACGUUCUUUCGGUACGACAGGGCAAGCUGAUCACAAAGCAAGAGAAGAAAUGGCAUUAUGCGAUCAACAAUCAACUUUGUGUCGAAGAGCCUUUCAAUACGUCUCGAAAUCUCGGAAACACGGCCGAUGAAUAUUCUUUCCAUGGGUUGCAUGUUGAAUUGCGCCGGGCUUUUGAUCUGAUCUCAGUGGCGAACUUUGAGGAGGCAUGUGAGCAAUACGUCUUCCCUAAGGAAGAGGAACGAGUAUGGUCUCGACCUGCACCACAGCCUCGACCUGUUCUGCUUCGCAGCUCGUCACAGACACAUUCAGGACGUGGAGGCCGCGGAAACCAUCGCGGUGGACGACAUAAUAACAACUAUCGGGGUGGAAAUUCGAACAGGCGAGCAUCCGCGGGUGUUCCACAAUUCGAUGCGAGCACCAACAACAAUGGCAUGUUCAUGCAGCCGGUCAACAUGGCGCAAGAUUUGCAGUGGUACCAGAAUCAACAGUUCCAGUUCCAAUAUGCACAGCAGGACCUCAUGACUCAAAUGGCGUUGCACCAAGAGAACAUGAGGCUUUUGUAUGCCAGUCAGUCACCAGCAUUUAUGCAGCAUCAGGCCCAGGCCCAGGCCCAAGCGAUGGGCCAACAGCAACAGCAAAGAAUGUCCACAAGUGCAGGCUCAGGCCAACAGCCUCAACCGACAUCGGAUCGUUCUAGGACAAAUUCGUUCGAUAACCCGCCACUGAGUGCCCCCCUGCGACCAGAUAUAUAUACUUUAUAUGGUAUGAAUCUGGGACAGCAGUUCUAUACCCAAGCGGGUGCAACUUACGGAACGUAUCCUUCGUCUCCUGCUAGUACGACUGGGGCUACUCAGGACUUCCGUCGCCCCCUGCAGCGAAACGGUAUGACUAACGAAGCGGGUAAUCAAGGGUCAAAUAGUACCCUGCGUUCGCAUUCACAGCCUGCAUCGCGUUCCCCAUCCUCAUCUCAGGCAGCCGCUGCGUACUUUAGUGCUCAAUCCUUCAGCGGAUCGACCCAGUCUCGAGGCGUCAAUGGCAACCCAAUUCCUAGUUUCAUGUCUGAUGACACAGAGUUCGACGAAACACCAAAGGCGACUACCGACUCUCCACAGUCAGAGGAGGGCAAAUAUUCUAUGUACCUAUCAGAAAGCCCCAGCCCUAGCAAGAAGCUUCAACAGCCAGUGCCGGCCACGAAUAGUCUGGCUUUUGGAGAUCUUGCCGGUCAGAAUUCGAGUAACCCGAGUCCUGGGAGACGACGAUUGUCGACAGAUCAGAUUCCCCAAACAAUUCUCGACCGCCGAAUGAAGAGAACGUCACGAUCGCCGUCGCCUUUGGGGCAAUCAAGAAACUUUGCCUCAACAGCUUCAUCUGCGCCACUGGCACAAGGACCUUUUCCAGGUAGCCAGAACAAAAACCUUGGACGUCCCUUAGUCGUGAAUGGAUCCAACUUGAAGACAAGCGUCACUCCAAGCCCGCGUCAAGCUCCUUCCGGGACGGAGAGCAGUACCUCGGACGAGACUCCCACUUUUGAGAACCCCUUGCAAAUCCACGCUACAAAUGGAGUGCCCAGCUACCCUGUCGAUGGACCCAUCAUGCCCAUGGUUGAGCCUCAGGGCGUUAUGAACCAACAAGGUGCCUUUGGUCAGGUGCCUGUUGUGGCCAACGGUUCCGCUGCGCCGCUUAUGGCUGUUGCGCCUUCUACUGCAGACGACCCCUCAUUCCGCGAUCGUAUUGCCGCUUACUACAUGGGCACGCCCCAUAUCGUACAGGAUGCAACGGUUGGAAACUCUCGAUUGUCUCCUUCGACUCGACAGCGCCUCAUGUCGCGCCAGAACCAGAAUGGAGUUAUUGCUCCUCUCGAUCUUGCUAUUGCUGAGAACCGCAUUGAUCGUCCUGUUGGCCAAGACUAUGCUCACCUGUCGCCAGUGUAUGAGACACGCACUCCUUCGCCUACAGUUCUUCGAAAGGAUGGACCUUGGAAGUCUGAGAAGCAAAACAGUCCCAAGUCGGGUCGAGGCGAGGGGCCAAAGGGAGGCCAGAAGUCUGAAGACCAGUCACCGAAUCACCAGGAAGGAUCGAAAUCUCAGAAGAACCAGAAGGCCAACUCUCAGAAGGCCAAUGGAAAUCGAGAAAAUGGCCACGUCCGUGGAGCCCGAAGCGAGAGCGACAACGGCUGGCAAAAGGCUGGUAAAGGCAAGAAGAAGGGCGGCAACAAUAACGCACAUGCAAACGCCGAGCAACCUCCAAAGCACGAGUCGGAACGAAAAGGUGGCUGA
Molecule: messenger RNA, 3846 nt
Organism: Fusarium venenatum
Lineage: Eukaryota; Fungi; Ascomycota; Sordariomycetes; Hypocreales; Nectriaceae
Biological process (GO): RNA 3'-end processing
Molecular function (GO): nucleotidyltransferase activity
Source: RefSeq, a predicted model, not a curated record